AUCCAAGGAGGUCCCCAUUGGAUUUGCCUAUCAUUCUAAUAAGCAAAAGCUAUAAUGGAUGAUCAACGGCGGAGUUGUUUGUGUUGUGCUAUUGUUCUGGUUUUAACAUCUCUCAUGUGUUCCUCGUCCUUCCACUCGGUGAAUGCCCAGCUUGUGGUUUAUCCAAUUGCCAAUGUGUCCACUUCAUGGACCAUUAACGAUCCCCUACGGGUCUUCAAAGCUUCGGACUUUUUUUGGAGACCAAUCCUUUUUCGAAGAGGCCUUCGAUCGCGUUUUUCUCUCGCCUUCUGCUGCGAUUUUGCAUACACUGCCUGCAUCGUUGGUGUCCUCAUCCAAAAAAAAAACUUCCCUUGAACAAGAUGAAAUAGCAGAUGCCCCGCAACUAGUUUGGUCGGCUAAUAGAAACCAUCCUGUAAAACUUAACGCAACCUUGCAACUCACUCAGGAUGGAAACUUGACUUUGGCAGACUCCGAUGGCACUUCUGUCUGGUCUACAUACACUGGCGGAGGAAAUUACUCUGUCGCAGGCUUAAACUUGACUGAAGAUGGAAAUCUGGUCCUCUUUGAUCGAAACAAUGCAAUGGUUUGGCAGUCUUUCCAUCACCCAACUGACUCCUUACUUGUUGGCCAGGGUUUGGUUCUUGGGCAGAAGCUCACCUCCAGCACAUCAGCAUCAAACUGGAGUCAAGCUCAGUUCAUAAGGUUGGAUCCUGAUGGGCAUUUGAGGGCUUAUGAGUGGGAUGGAUCGAAUUGGAAUAUGGUGGCUGAUCUGCUGACAUCAGAUAUUGGUGACUGUGGUUAUCCAAUGGCGUGUGGCAAUUACGGCAUUUGUUCUUCAAAUGGACAGUGCGGUUGUCCUGAUGAAGCCACUAGCAACACUUUCAGGCAAAUAAAUAGUAAGCUACCCAACCUUGGAUGUUCCCUUGUUACACCCAUUUCUUGUAACAAUUCUCAAUAUCAAACCUUUUUGGAGCUUAAGAAUACAAGUUACUUUUUCUCUAACUCAGAACUCACAAACAGAUACUACUUGAAUGAACAAACAGAGUUAGAGGAUUGCAAAAAGAGUUGCUUGAAAAACUGUUCAUGCAAAGCCGUUUAUGAUUUGAGGAAUAUUUCAAAUAAAGGUUGCUUUUUACUGUCGGAAGCAUUUUCUCUCAUAAAUAAUGAGGGAAGGGAUGAGAACGUCACUGUAUUUCUUAAAGUGCAGAAAUCUCUGACUGCACAAUAUCCUAUUCCUUCACAAACAAAUUCUCCUCAAAAGAAAUCACAAGUCACGAUCAUACUGGGUUCCAGUUUUGGAGCUUUCUUUGGUGUAUUUUUAGUGGUUGCCUCUUGCAUUUUCCUUUUCAAAAAGAAACGAGAGUUUGAGGAUUUUGAUGAGUUCUCUGUGGAUCAAGUACCGGGGAUGCCUACCAAAUUCUCUUACGAAGAAUUGAGAGCCAUGACAAACAAUUUCAAUCAUAAACUUGGGGAAGGAGGAUUUGGGUUAGUGUUUCAAGGGACAUUAAGCGAUGGCACUAACGUAGCAGUGAAGCGCCUCAAUGGUUUUGGUCAAGUUAAGAAGUCAUUCUUAGCUGAAGUUGAGACAAUAGGCAGCAUUCACCAUGUUAAUUUGGUGAGAUUAAUUGGAUUUUGUGCUGAAAAAUCAUAUCGGCUUCUAGUUUAUGAGUACAUGUUCAAUGGAUCCUUGGAUAAAUGGAUCUUCCAAAGGCACCAAGAGCUCACACUUGGGUGGCAAUCCAGAAGGAAGAUCAUCAUGGAUAUAGCCAAGGGUCUAGCCUAUCUCCAUGAAGAUUGCAGACAAAAAAUAUUUCACUUGGAUAUCAAACCCCAAAACAUCCUCUUAGAUGAAUACUGCAAUGCGAAAAUUUCUGAUUUUGGUUUGUCAAAACUAAUUGAUAAGGACCAAAGCCAAGUUGUAACAACUUUGAGGGGAACACCAGGCUAUUUGGCUCCCGAAUGGUUGAACUCAAUUAUCACCAAGAAAGUAGAUGUCUAUAGCUUUGGUGUCGUGGUCUUGGAAAUGUUGUGUGGGCGGAAAAAUUUGGACUGGUCUCAGCCUGAAGAAGAUAUGCAUUUACUUAGUCUAUUUAAAAGGAAAGCAGAAGAGGAACGAUUGAACGAUAUUGUCGAUAAAUGUAAUGAUGAAAUGCAAUUACAUGGGGCGGAAGUUGUGGAGAUGAUGAGGGUUGCUGUGUGGUGUCUACAAAGUGAUUUUUCCAGGAGGCCUUCCAUGUCAGGGGUGGUUAAGGUCUUGGAGGGUUCCGUUGAUGUUGAAAACAACUUGGAUUAUAACUUCACAAAUCCGGCGAUACCAAGAUCAAUUGCAGCUGCAGGUCAACAAGAGCAUGCCACUGGUGCUGCUACUACUCUAUUGUUUCCAUCAGCUCUUUCUGGACCGAGGUAAAGAAAUGAGACUUCAACGAACAAUUUUUUGCAGAUUGCUUAAGGCAAUAAUAUUUUGUCGUUACACUUUUUUUGAUAUUGAGAAAUUAGUGUCAUAGAUAUGUUUGUUUGAUGUCAUGUGCUUUUGUCAUUUAUCAGAAAUCCACCCUACCAUCUUAUCUUGUGAGAAUAAGGUAGCCAGGUUUUGAGUAUGAGAAACUGCAAGCAGCUUGGAUACAUCAUUAAUUGUAUUAGUGAAUGCAAAUAAAGAGUUGGAAAUGUUCCCCAGCUAAGAAUGAGAUAAUAUGUCAUGAAUGAGUGCAAUUUUAAAAUUUCGACA
Camellia sinensis is the source of this 2725-nucleotide messenger RNA. Its product is annotated as G-type lectin S-receptor-like serine/threonine-protein kinase SD2-5. Gene Ontology annotation, biological process: protein phosphorylation. NCBI's taxonomy places the organism in Eukaryota, Viridiplantae, Streptophyta, Magnoliopsida, Ericales, Theaceae. The record is from RefSeq and is a predicted model, not a curated record. Gene Ontology annotation, molecular function: protein serine/threonine kinase activity; ATP binding.